Molecule: messenger RNA, 2791 nt
Organism: Protobothrops mucrosquamatus (brown spotted pit viper)
Lineage: Eukaryota; Metazoa; Chordata; Lepidosauria; Squamata; Viperidae
Product: rho GTPase-activating protein 33-like
Exons: 9
Biological process (GO): small GTPase-mediated signal transduction
Cellular component (GO): fibrillar center; Golgi apparatus; cell cortex
Molecular function (GO): GTPase activator activity
Source: RefSeq, a predicted model, not a curated record
GAGGCUGUCUCCGUUGCUGGGAAUGAAGAGCGCUUAGUGAGGGUACAUGACGUGAUCCAGCAAUUACCCCCACCGCACUACCGGACUCUGGAGUUCCUGCUACGGCAUCUGGCAAGCAUGGCUAUGCACAGUCAAAACACCAGCAUGCACAUCCGCAACUUAGCCAUCGUUUGGGCACCCAACCUGCUGCGGUCAAUGGCUCUGGAGUCAGUUGCACAGUGUGGCGCCGAUGCCUUUCAGGAAGUCCGGGUUCAGUCCCUUGUGGUUGAAUUCCUCCUCACCAAUGUUCAGGUUCUCUUCAGUGACACCUUCACCUCCAUUGGCAAGGACAGCACAGGGCGUUGCUUCCUUUCUCGACCCAAAUCCCAGUUGGUCAGCUGCCCUUCCACCCGUUUGUUAUCUCUUGAAGAAGCCCAAGCACGCACCCAGGCCCUCUGCAAGAUCACCAAGCUGGAAGCCAGACGUGGAUCUCCAGAUCCACAGGAGGAUGGGAAGCUCUCUGCUGUUUUGGGAUCACCUAAUACUAGGCAAAAGACAGAAAACAACGGGAAGCUGCGGAAAAUAUCAGGACCUAGUUGGAAGGCUUUCUUCGCCAUCGGCAAGGCCCCCGUCCCCUUCCGCAAAAAAUCACAUCGCUUGGGAGAGAUUUUUGGGCUUGGAGAAUCUUUACCAGGAAGCCGUGGUGAGACAGUCACUUUGCGAUCUGCCAAAAGUGAGGAAUCUCUAACGUCUCAGGCCAGUCUAACAGGUCUCCCCAAAUUGCCUUCCCUGAGACGUCCACAUUCCAGCAGUGAUGCUUUCCCUACCCUCAAACAAUGCCACUCGUGUUCUUCUCUGGGUUCUUCUAUUUCUGGCCACGGUGAAGUCUUGGCCACUGGGGCGGAUGACGUGGCCUCCCGUCGGCGUUCCUCUUGGCUGGAAGGUGACUCGGAGCUGGAUUCAGAGUUGGAAUUAAGUCCUCCUGGACUUCGUGGCCUGGACUUUGACCCACUAACUUACCAGUGUAGCCCUCCUGUGCAGCAACCGUCCUUCUCAGAUGACUCCAGCUCAGCCAGUCCUGUUGCAGCUCUCUCGCCCUGCUCACAUCCCAGCGUCAGCAAAGAUGCAUCAGAAACGUCGGUCUCCUUGCCUGAAAAAGUGCUGGAAAUGUUUGCUAGUGGGGAGUCCAGAGGCCUGAGCUCCCCUCCUCAUAUGAUCUCCAUGCUCCUGAGUACGGCAGGUGGACAACUCAGCAACGCUUGUGAACGUGAAGUCCGUGGCAAGAUUACGCAAGCCCAAGAUCACUUGUCUCCACCCAGUCCGAAGUCUGAAGCCGCUCCUGUCUCUCCCGGUGCAUUGUCCCUGCUGCGGCAUAUCCCGCCAGCUCCUCCGCCCAAGAACCCGGCUCGCCUGAUGGCGCUGGCGCUGGCUGAGAGUGCGCACCAGGCAGCCUUGCAGCAAAAGCGACAGGCCAGCCUUAAGCAGAGGGAACCCCGGACGCAUUUCCGACGCUCUCUGUCGCUGGAGUGCAAGGCAGGGGAGCUGACGAGUGGCGCACAAGCCCUCUACUCCAUGGUGCGCCCGAGCCCCAAGGUACCUGGCUUCUCCCCGCUCCAGGCGCAGCAGGCCAGGGGCAGGAGCAUCGGCAGCCAAAGCCGCAACCUAAAGGGAGGAAGCCAGGUGCCUCUCAGCCAAUCCUCUCCCUUGGGUAGCUCGAAUUCCUUUUCCCCUUACAGGAGGGUCCUCGCUGAGCUAGACCAGAGGGACCCCCAGGCCCUUUCCUUCUCAGAUCCCUACCACCUGUCCUCCCCAUCUCCUGCCUACGGUUUGCAUCCCCCUCCCCUGUCAGUCCCCUACCCAGCCUUCCGCCAGCCUCAAGAUGCCUUUCCUUCGCCCAGCCCCUCGGCUGCCCCGCCCAAGCCUCCACCCCCUCCCCACUUUCCCAUCAUGACCAGUCACUUGCCCCUCAAAACGAGGUCCUCCACUUUUCAGCCCUGCCUCACGGACCAUCCUCUCCGGCAUCACGGCCACUGCCCAGUCUCCCCUCGAGCGGGUGUCAGCGGGAGUCCCUCUUCUCAGCUGGAGCAUGAAAACCUCUAUUACGAGAUAGUGGGGGAGCCUCCUGCAUAUCCCGGCCUGGCCCGCCCGUGGCCCUCUUGUCCGCCCCCGGAGUACCUGGCCACUUUCAAUGCCUCCUACGGGAUCUUCGAGAGGCCCUGGCGCCAGAGCCAUCUCCCCCCGGCUGCCUCCUCUCUGCAACCCAUCUUAAAGAAUUCCCAGCUGCAAAUCCAGUCCAUGCCUCCAGCAGUCACCCGUCAGGAGCCCAUCUACGUCAACGUACCCUUCCCCGAACCCUCUUUGCUCAGCCCCACGCCGUCCCCUCCCCUUGAAGCAGCACAUCCCCGAAGUCAUUCGGACCCGGGAGCUCCUCAGGCUUUGUCCCAGCCCAGCAGACCCCCCCUGCCUCAGAAGCAGAAGCUGGCUUGGGGCUACGCACCCACAGGGCAACACCGCCAACUGAUGGACGUUUUGCCUUGCAGCCGGGCUGUGUGGCAGUUCUACCGCCCGCCCUCCGCAUGUUGGGGUCAUCCCUCUUACAGUCCGGAGCCCAUUAUCACUUACGACGCGCCCGCCCCCCGCUUGGGGAGCCAGGCCUCGGCACCCUUGCAGAAGCUGGAUGAAUCUUCCCCACAGUACGGCAAUGUGGAAAGGAGAGAGGGAUCUCCCUCCGGGUGCUACCUGGGACCCAGCUGGACAGUGUAUGCUGAGGGCCAGACGCACAGCUACUGCUGAGAGACAAGAGGUGACCAGA